Messenger RNA from Episyrphus balteatus (marmalade hoverfly), 4490 nucleotides. It is a transcript of the gene FANCI, whose product is annotated as Fanconi anemia group I protein. Gene Ontology annotation, molecular function: DNA polymerase binding. The record is from RefSeq and is a predicted model, not a curated record. The transcript has 14 exons. Gene Ontology annotation, biological process: DNA repair. Bases 122 to 4375 code for a protein of 1417 amino acids. Lineage: Eukaryota; Metazoa; Arthropoda; Insecta; Diptera; Syrphidae.
CCCACAAAUAUUUUGAAAACGCCGCUGAGCGUAUUCAAAUUUGUUCAUGUUCCGUUUUGCUUUUGUUCAAUCUAUAAAAGAUUUAUUCAAAUAAAAGUAUUUAAAUAUUGUAUUGUUUAUAAUGAUAUCAUCAUUUGAUAAAGAACUUCUUAGACAUGGAGAAAAGCACAGCACACAAGAACUCCAGCAACUUAUCGAAAAAACCUCAUCAAAAGACCUUAUAGAAUCAAUCAAAAAUAAAUUAGGACGUUCCGAUUGUGCUGCAUUCUGGAAUUACCUACUUCAAGGAUUCUCCCGAAAUGCGGAAUCCAAAGCAAAACGCUUUACCUGUGUGCAGGCAUUUCUUACCGAAAUAUCCAAAGUCGAACUUACCUAUAAGCAAAUGUAUGACCUCAUUACAAGACUUUGUUUAGAUUUGCCUAGUUUUACCAGCGAACAAUUGAUAAACAUUGUUGACCACUGUGUCGACGCAAUAAAAAUUGGUGAUCCAAAAUGCGUUGGCUGGAAGGAACUCCUACCAGAGACCAUUUCCGUUCUUUCAAAUGUGAGUGCGUUGGAUGUAAAUGGCAUGGUGAUUCCAGGAAGCGAAUAUCGAGACACUAUUGUUAAAAAUAUUUGCUUUAUGAAAUGGCCAAUUGAGAUACUCACUCCAAUUGCAGAUAUGUUCCGAGAACUUACGAUGUCACCCAGCGAAAAACUUAUCGUUCUGAAUAAAUUUUCUGCGAGUCUUGAGAGUAUCAUACCGUCAGAGGUGCCAGCCUUAUCGUAUCAACUCUUCUCAAUGUGCACCACGGCAGGUCAAAUCAUUAUUCCUAUUCUAGCUCUGGAAAAAUACUUCUAUCGGUUUUACUAUAAAAAACUUUUCGCAGAUUUGGAUAGUAAUUCAACUGAUUUCAAUAGUAUAGAUGUUUAUUCAGACAAGGAGCUCAGGGAGGCCGAAGAGACCGUUUUACAUCAUCUUAACUACUGCACACAGUAUAAGAUUAAUGAAAUACAGUUAUGCAUUGUUCUCAGAAAUUUCUUAUCUACUCCCGAUGUGCUUCUUACUCCUUUUGUGCUUAGUGCUGUUUUAUCAAUGACUCGGGCCAAUCGUGAACCAGAUACUCGUUUAUCCACAUCUGUAAUUUUGCCCUUUCUCCGCACUGUAAUAAAAAACAACGAAGAUGAAAAAAAGUAUGCCCAAUAUUCAGUAUGGUGUCGGGAUUGUUUACAGAUAAGACGAGUCGACUUAGAUCGAACGUUUACUAUAAUGAUUGAUCAAAAUAAAGAAGGAAAAGACACCAUAACCCCGGGUUUGGUAAAUUUGGCUUUUGUUUUACUCAAGGAAAAGAACUCCUCUGUCAUAUAUGAGCUUGGUAUGAAUUUUUUGAUUAAAUUUGUUCGAAAGCGUUUUGUAUUUGGUAAAGGAGUCGUAAGAAAAUUAGCCGAAUGGAUGGUUUUGGAUCAAGAAGCAGUACAAUAUGCAGAUUGUCUAACUCUUCUUAGUACAAAUGACACAUAUACUGUCUCAGAGUGUGAAAAUUCCGUAAACUAUAUUUUGGACUUUCUACUUUGGAUUCCUGGUGAUCAUGCUAUGCGAAUGAUGACUUUUAUUCUGCCUAUUCUGAAAAUUUCACCUGCAAUACGCGAUUCUUUCAUAGAAAUUCUUCGAAAAGCCAUUAAUUCAAGCGAUGCAAAAACUUGUCGCAUGGGUGUUUAUGGUUUUUGUAUGGUACUCAAACAAUUGAAUAACAGUAACUCCCAACGUACUUCAAUGAAUGCUUCUGGAAUAUGUACGCAGCAGAGUAUAUCGGGUUUUUCUCUCAUGUCACAAGCAACACUUGGCAAUCGUAAUAACCCACAGCGACAUUUUGAUAUGCUAACAUUAGAAAUAAUUGGACUUUUGAGGAAUUGUUUCAACCAAAAAAUAGAAAUCAAAUACACACUUUAUGAAAACUUACAAAGAGCAGUGGAACUAAAUCCAAAACUUAUUCCACACGUUUUGCAAUUUAUUGACGGCCAUUUUCGGUCCUUUUUUGAUACGAAAACAGACGAUGAAGAAAAAUUUGUGAUAAAUAUUAAUUUUUCCAAACUACUGCACAGUGUUGGUGACAAUGGCAAUGAAAUCGAAGUAAAAGAUAAUUUGGGCAAACUCACACAUUUUGUUGCACAUUGUUUAAAGGCAUAUGAUCGAUUUGAGCACGCGUAUGAUACAACUAAGAUGUGUAAGAUACUAAAUACAAUAAGCGAACAAAUACGAAUAAAGGAAUUUAAGUUCGAAACGAUCAGUGGGCCUUUAACGCUUCUCAAGAAUGAAACAGUUAUGCAGCAAUUAAACUUUCUUGAAGGACUUAUGUCUUAUUUGAUUCUAACAUCAACAUCUGAAAAUAGUAACGUUACAACCAUGUAUGCACUCUUUAAGCUACAUCAUUCGAUUGCCGAAGGACUCAAAAGUCUUAGCGGUGGAAAAAAGAACAUCAAAACAAAACCAAAAGGGAAUAAUGAAACUGAGCAUCACAAUUCGACAGUAAACGGUAUUGUUGUAAAGAAAAUUAAUUCAAAACCUGAAAAUAUAUGGCAUCUCUCCGACAUCGAGUUGUUCUUAAGACUUUUACAUGAAGAACCAGUCAAAUUUGCCAAUUCUAGUGCAAUAGCACCACUUAGAAGUAAUCGCGAGUUUGUUCGGUAUAUUUAUAAAGUCACAGCUUCAGCAGUUGAAAACCUCCGAAAUCAGCCUGCGUAUAAGCAGGUUUCACACAGUCGACGGACAUUGAAAAUUUUAACAGACAUAACAAAAAUCAUAUACGAACAUUGCAUAAAACAGCUGCCAUCGUUGUGGAAAAAUUUUGAUCUGAAAGCGGCUGCAUUGUGUGUAGAAUGUUUUUAUCAGUGUCUAAAUACAGCAAACGUUGUAUUUUUAAAAAAAUUCGAUGAAUUUUUAAAAGGUGUAGAUUAUCAUCCUAUGAAUAUAUCAUCUAAUAGAGAUGCAACAACAAUAAUUCAAGAAACAAUAGACCAAUACAUGGCUGAUGAAGAGGAAUUACGUGAAGACACUGAUGCUAGUUUUGGAGCUAUAAUUCCUAGUACACUUCUCCAGUGCUUGGAAAUUCUUUACGAUAAAAUAUCGUACAGUGAUCGAUUAACUAUAGAAAGCUACACUUGGCUUAUAGACUUUUGUAAAAAUAACGAAGUUUUCACCAAAGAAAUGGGAAUUGUUCAUAAAUUACUAUUUAUCCAGCGACAAAAAACACAUUCAGGAAUGUUUUUCAAUACAAUUGCUAUGCAUCUUGAAAAGGUUAUUGGACAAGUUACGGAUCAGCCGGAUCUGAUUCUGAAUUUCCAAUUAAAAUCCAUUACUUUGACCAGUGCAGAGUCUUGUAUCACCUAUUUGUAUGCAACUUUGCGUAAACAAAUUGAAGAAGUUGAAUAUUUUAUCUCAAAGGCGAAUAGUUUACAUUAUAAGCUAAAAAUAAUCGCGGAAGAUGAACGUGAAAUGUGUUUAGCUUCAUUGAAGAGGAAGGAACGAUCAGUUUGCUCUCAAUUAAUACAUAUUUCAAACACUUUGCUGCAUCUUUCAAAUGUUAGUCUCCCUUUGGGUACUUGCAUGGAAAGUCUAUUGCGUAUCCUUAUUCAGAUGUACACAUGCUUAAAAAAUCUAGCAAAACACUUUUUAUGUCGGAGUUCAACUUCCAAGCUUUCAAUACAGGGAACAAAAUUCGAUCACCUUUUGCAAGUGGUGGGAAAACCAUUGGCGACUAAUAUAUAUGCUCUGAUCACUUACAUAGAAGCAAAUAUUUUUGAAAAUCGCCCUAAAGGCAAAUUGUUAAACCCUCAAGCAGAGAAGGCAAAAAUCCUCAGAGAAACCAAGCACAUACCAAGAUUGAUUCUUUUUGUUGAAAACUUCAAUAAAAACGUCAUCUUGCUGAGUAAAAAAACGAAUGAUAAACUAGCAAGUUUUCUACAUUUGGGUACAGUUCGAGAUUUCCGCAUUAAGACCUCUGAACUAAAAAAGGCAAUUGAUGAAUCGAUGUCUCAUAGUAGCCGCAUUAAUGAUAAUUCAGAUGAAGAGGAAACUGAUGCACAACAAAUUGAAGAAGAAACUCUUUUGGAUGAAAUCGAAGCAGAGUCUAGUACUCCAAGUGAUGUGUUAGAAAAUGAAGUAAAUGAAGAUUCUAGGCCAAAAGCUAGCUCCUCAAGCGGUCAUGUUGCACAAGAGGAUGAUGAAGUUCUCCAGCAUGAAAGCGCUACUUCAACCAACUCUCAGCUUUUAAAGAAUUUGGCAAAAAUCAAUUCACAGUCCAAGAAACGUUCAAUAAGAAGCCUUGAAGGUGUUUCUAUGACAUCCGCUCCCCCACCAAAGAAAGGAAAAGGAAGACCAUCUAAGAAGGGAAAAUAAUAAAAUGAGUGGUUUUAUAAGUUAUUUUGAUGUGUUACAAAUAAAUAUUUUUUUACAGUUUAAAAGAGUAGUCAUGUUCUCUUUAAGUUAACGCAGAAACGAGCGUUUUCGUUGG